Molecule: messenger RNA, 3088 nt
Organism: Athene cunicularia (burrowing owl)
Lineage: Eukaryota; Metazoa; Chordata; Aves; Strigiformes; Strigidae
Product: cytochrome P450 2D17
Exons: 9
Coding region: 159-1682 (507 amino acids)
Biological process (GO): xenobiotic metabolic process; arachidonate metabolic process
Cellular component (GO): cytoplasm; intracellular membrane-bounded organelle
Molecular function (GO): iron ion binding; oxidoreductase activity, acting on paired donors, with incorporation or reduction of molecular oxygen, reduced flavin or flavoprotein as one donor, and incorporation of one atom of oxygen; heme binding
Source: RefSeq, a predicted model, not a curated record
CCGGGAGACUGAGGGUGUGGGGAGGAGGAGAGAGCAAGAAAAGGGCAGCUGCCUGGAGAAGGAAGUGAGAGAGAAAAAAGGGGGAAGAGGAGAGGCAAAAGGAGGCAGAAACAGUCUUAGGUCAAAAGAAGAAGGCCAAGGAGUAGACAGGCUAUGAAAUGGCAUUGCUCCUGUGGUUGGGGGCCCAGCUGUCAUCUUGCUGGAGCAACAUCUCUGUACUGGGAGUUUUUCUUACAGUCUUUGCUUUACUUCUUGACUUCAUGAAGCGGAGGAAGAAGUGGAGCCAUUACCCGCCAGGCCCUGUGUCGCUGCCGUUCAUUGGGACCAUGCUGUACAUUGACUUCCGCAACCCCCACCUCUCCUUCAGCCAGCUUCAGAAGAAGUUUGGAAACAUCUUCAGUCUCCAGAACUGCUGGACCAACCUGGUAGUACUGAAUGGGUAUAAAACAGUGAAGGAAGCCCUGGUCCACAGAUCGGAGGAUUUUGCUGACCGGCCAUAUGUUCCAAUAUAUGAACAUAUGGGCUACGGAGAGAAAUCUGAAGGGAUUAUUAUAGCAAGAUACGGACAUGCCUGGAAGGAGCUAAGGAAAUUCACACUCUCGACCUUUAGGAACUUUGGGAUGGGAAAGAAAUCCUUGGAGGACCGAGUGACAGAGGAAGCAGGAUUUCUGUGCUCUGCAGUCAGUUCUGAAAAAGGUCGUCCUUUCGAUUUACGUUUUCUUGUAAAUAAUGCAGUCUGCAAUGUGAUCUGCACCACCGUGUAUGGAGAGCGUUUUGACUAUGGUGAUGAGACAUUCAAGAAGCUGAUACAUUUGUUUGAAAAGUCCCUGAAUGAAGAAGCUGGAUUCUUGCCUCAGCUUCUUAACGUGGUGCCCAUUUUGUUGCGCAUCCCUGGAGUGCCACAGAAAGUCUUUCGAGGGCAAAAGGCGUUCAUGGAUUUCAUAGAUGUGCUUAUAAAUAAGCACAUGGAGACCUGGAACCCUGCUUACAUUCGAGAUUUCAGUGAUGCAUUUUUAAAGGAAAUGGAGAAGGGUAAGGUGGCUGAAGAGAGUGGUUUCAACUAUAACAACCUUCGUCUAGUGACCGCAGACUUGUUUAUAGCUGGUUCUGAGACCACCUCCACCACUCUCCGGUGGGCACUUCUGUACAUGCUUCUCUACCAGGAAAUACAGAGUAAGGUCCAAGCAGAGAUUGAUAAGGUGAUUGGCAGAGAGAGAUCACCCACCAUGAAGGACCAAGUGAACAUGCCCUACACCAGUGCUGUGAUCCAUGAAGUGCAACGCUAUGGGAAUGUCAUUCCUAUUGGACUACCUCACAUGACGUACCGGGACACUGAGUUGCAAGGCUUCUUCAUUCCCAAGGGGACAACAAUCAUCAUCAACUUGUCUUCUGUGCUGAAGGAUGAGGCAGUCUGGGAGAAGCCAAACGAGUUUUACCCUGAACACUUCCUGGAUGCAAACGGGCAGUUUGUGAAACCAGAGGCCUUCCUGCCUUUCUCAGCAGGUCGACGUGCCUGCCUGGGGGAACAGCUGGCCAGGAUGGAGCUCUUUAUUUUCUUUACCACUCUCCUGCAGAAAUUCACCUUUGUGGUCCCUGAGGACCAGCCCAGGCCACGGGAGGAUGGUCACUUUGCCCUCACAAGCUCUCCACACCCAUACCUGAUACAAGCUGUCCCAAGAUAAGUGCACACCACUCUCACUCACAGGCCACCACCGACACAAACUGUCAGAAAUGUUGCAGGUGUAGGAAGGAUAAUGCCAGGUUCUGGUCAAGACCUCUAGAGUCUGUGCAGAUGUCCCCAGCUGUGAACGUAAAGAUCUGACCCAAUAUAUGGCUUAGCUUAAUUCUAGUCCUGGAUCUUGAAUCAGCCAGUCAUAGCAAGUUACGAAUGACGAUCAAGUUUGCAAGUACAUAUAUGGCUAAUCAGCCAGCUCUGCUUUACUUUGGGCUCUCAACAGUUGCAGAAUCAGUUCACUGAGCACACAGCUACUGAUAGAAUUAUUAGUUCUGAAUUAGUUUACUGAAAUACAAGGGUAUCCUGGGUAAAAGACAACUCUGGGGUCUUGCCAGUUCUAGGAGCAGAAAAACUUGGAAAGAUCUCCUGGCCCACUCCCUUCCUUGUCAGCCCCAAUACAUACCCAGCCACACUCCGCCUCCCACUCAGUGCCAUUCCACAGCAGUGUGUGCCUCUACCUGGUGCCAGGGGAGUCCAGCUCUGGCUGGGUUCCUGAAAAAACAGUCCAGGGUCACUCAGCUGAUAUGGCAUGUGCUGCUGAUGGGCAGGACAAGAGCUUCAGCUCCAACAGCAUUUAAACUGCAGUUUCAGAGCAGUGCUCCUGGAAAAUCUUACCAUCCUAUCCCCCCCAUUCCAUCCUGUUUAUUGCAUACUGCCAACCAUUGCACACAUAUUGCACUGCCUUCAUUUAUAGCCCCAAAGAAAGUAAGUUUUCAUCGUGACAACCCUUAUCUCACACUAUGCCUCCAGUAGGAGUAAGUACCAAGAAGGAGCACAUAAAUAAUCUAUAUGGUGUUUCAGCCACAGAAGCAGGUCAUUUGUGAAAUGCAGAAAUGCCUAUAUUUCAGAGAAAUCCUGAUGUUUAGAUUAGAUCUCCUCUAAUUAGGUCCUGAAAACUGCUUUUUUUGCAGUGUUGCAUGAAGUCAGCUCUUGGGCAGGUUUGGAACUCACAAAGGGAUGGAGUUACACUGAAAGAGAACAGCUGUAGAUUUCAGAGCUACCUUUCCCUUUCUUCCUGCAAUAUUUCUAACAAAUUGUUUUUAAAGGUGUCUUAAGAUAUGUUGAUGUUUAGAUUAGUAGUAGCUAAUUUUUAAUGACAUGGUGGAGAAGACCAUACCAUAAAGGAGCUUCUACACAUAACCACAACUAAAAAAUAAAACCCUCUGAAACUGAGUGCAUGGGUGUGCACACAUUCGUAUCUAUCUUUCUAAUAGUAAUUUUGGAAGCUAUGAAAGCUAUUGAAUUAUGCAAAUAAUUAUUAAUAUAGUUAAAAUUUUUACUUCAGCAGGAAUGGCACUUUUAUGGUUUUCAUCUAAAAAAUAAUCUGAAAGAAUAAAAGUGAUCUGCAAAGUC